AUCCAUCGAGGCUUUAGAUUUGGCUAAAGCAUCAGGAGUCCACAUACUCACAUUGCAUCCACAUACAUCUGGCAAAUUACAACCACUUGACGUUGGAAUAUUUGGACCUUUCAAAACAUAUUACAAUGCGGCAAUAGAAUCGUGGAUGUUGCGAAACCCCGGAAAGCCUGUUACCAUUUAUGAUAUUGGUGAACUUGUUGGAUCGGCUUUUCUCAAAGUUAUGACCCCUUGUAAUAUAACAAAUGCUUUCAGAAAAUGUGGUAUAUUUCCAUUCGACAAAUUGAUUUUCAGUGAUAAUGACUUCUUACCAAGUACGGUUACUGAUCGCCCGUGCCCGGAAUGUUCUCCGCGUGAAGAAGCUGUAUUUCAUUUGAGCCCUAUAUCAUUACCAGCAACAGCCUCACCAAAACACAUGCCUUUCACGUCGUCAAGCGUUACACCUACUAAGGAGAGUUCUAAAAAUGUCUAUGAAAGUGAACUGCCUACGUCAUCAACGUCUAAAAAUAAUACUGAAUCUUUUAAAUCACCAUUCGAGUUUAGGAAUCCAAUUAAAGCUGGGCCAAGGAAAUCAAACAGAAAAUAGAGGAAACUUGGCCGAAGCUUGAUAGCAACAGAUACGCCAGAGAAGGCUGAAAUAGAGAUGGAAAAAGCUGCAAGCAGGAGAAAACAAGAAACAAAGAAAAGAAAAACAGUAAAAAAAAUAAUGCAGAGUGACUCUGAUGAUGAUAUUGAAAUUCAACUGCAGGAUUCAGACGACAA
Leptinotarsa decemlineata (Colorado potato beetle) is the source of this 759-nucleotide messenger RNA. RefSeq lists its product as uncharacterized. Gene Ontology annotation, cellular component: nucleus. The record is from RefSeq and is a predicted model, not a curated record. Gene Ontology annotation, molecular function: DNA binding. Lineage: Eukaryota; Metazoa; Arthropoda; Insecta; Coleoptera; Chrysomelidae.